Clunio marinus is the source of this 2571-nucleotide messenger RNA. NCBI's taxonomy places the organism in Eukaryota, Metazoa, Arthropoda, Insecta, Diptera, Chironomidae. The record is from the annotation of a GenBank genome assembly.
UCGGCGGCAUAUAAAUUUCUUUAGCAUCAAGAAAUGAAUAGAAGUGUCGAAUUGAUAAGUUUAAGCUAUUGAAGAACUUGAGACAUAUCUUAGUUUGUGAAAGACACUUCAGUCUCCAAAAUGUCUUCAAACAUCAUUUACAGUAAUCAAGCAAGCAAAAUAUUUAUUUAUAACUCAACAGAAAAUAAACCAAAUAUUGAUAAUGAAAACAUUGAGCCAACAAACACUUCAUCUAUCACAAUUUUGACGUCCGGAAUUCCGGAAUAUCACAUCCGAAUCAAAAAUAAUUAUAAUAACAGCAAUGAAGCUUCGAAAAAUAGUGACACAAGUGAAUCUGAAAAUCAUGAAUCAAAACCAUUCGUAAAAACUGAGUUUUCAAUGAACGAAGAUGUUUUGAUGAAAAGUAUUGACGAUAAGCUUGAGCGCUACUACUUGGGAACAAUUGUAAGAAUCAAAAAUGGAAACUAUUUGGUAAAAUUUGACGAUAACACUGAAAAAUGGGCAACCGAAACAGGCUUGAAGAAGUUUACAACUUCUAUAAGCCAAACUGAUAACGAUGAGCCUUUAUGUGUUAUUUGUAAGAAUGUUAAAGAUGAUGAUGUCGUUGAAGUUUGUAACAAAUGCAGUCGUGGUUAUCAUCGUCAUUGCAUCAAGUUAAAUGAGUCAAUUUCCUCAUCACCUUGGUGUUGUGAUCGUUGUACAGCCAGCGAAGUUAUUAGUAUUAGCGAUUCCGAGGAUAAUGAAAAUGAUGACACUGCCGAAGAUGUCAAACUUCCUUAUGAUCUCUCGUCACUUUCAUGGGACUCGCGUCAUAGAGAAAAUAAAGAAGAAAUUUAUUGUUAUUGUGGAGAAACAGGGUUUUGGAAGAAGAGAAUGCUUCAAUGUACUCGCUGCCAGCAAUGGUUUCAUGUUGAAUGCAUUCAAGCUUUCAAAGGAUAUUUAAUGCACGGCGAUGCAUUUUUUGUAUUCUGUUGCAAGAUUUGUAAUGAUGGUAACGAAUAUGUAACUCGUCUUUCAUCAAUGUCCUGGAAAGAUACAACACAACUUGUUGUACAUGAAUUAAUGAUGAUUCGAUCACAAAAAAAGUUUAGUAUUUUGAAAGACGUUGUGCCUUUUAUUUGGGAGAAAUGGAAUCAAUUGAAUCUUCCCUUUGAGAAACAUCAUUCCAAAGAUAAGCUUGAAAAGAAAGUUUUGUCAAUCGUCAGGAAAUCGGAUGAAUUUAGGUUUCCUGCAACAGGUAGUAAGAAGAAAAAUGAUUCUGUGUGCUUGCGCCGGAAAUCACCACCAACACUGCCGAAAAUUAUUAUUCCUAUAAAUUUGCCAGUAUGCGAUGAGACUUUGAAGAAACUUGGCAUUAAAGUAUUCACUGUGAAAGACGAAGAUGUAUCAUUGAAUGAUAAGAUGAAAUGUAAUGAGGUGCUUGAAGCUUCUUUGUUUAAAAACCAAAACAAAAGACGGAAGAAGACAAACAGAAGCGUUUCAAAUACGCCAAAUGAAAGCAUUCAAGUUGAUAUGAUGAUGAAUGAUGAUUCAUCUGAUGAGAAUUCGAGCAAAAGUACACUCGAUUGGAUUAUUCCGCCGCCUUCGAACUUUCAUGGUCUUAAUAAUCCUUUCCACAGUCAAUAUAAAGCAAAUUUAAAUUUUUCUGGAAAGAUUAUGAAGAAAGGAAAGUCGACAAUUUUUGAUAAACAACCAGAAAUUAGAAUUGUUCGAACAAUCAAACGUCGUUUAAGUGCAAAAGAUUUAGAAAGACAAGGAGAUUCAAAACGUCGUAAAGUCACAAAACGACACAAGUCUUCUGAUGUGGAAAUAAUCAGUGAAAUCAUUCAACCAAUGUCAAUGCCUUUGCCGACUCAUUUGCCAUUUCGUGCAAUUGAAUCGUCGAAAGACGGCAUUCGAAGUAUCAUGUCUUAUGACUCUGCUCAGGAUAAAGAUUGUGAACUUAGUUAUAUGAAUGCGCAACAAACAUCAAGACAAUCACGCUUACAGCGACAAAGCAGAGGAAAGUUUGGGGAAGAAAUCAAUGAUAAUAAUUUCAACUCUGAGAAUAGAAACUCUGCUAACAUAAGUUUAACAGAUACCGUCAUAAACUCGCCAAUAAAGAAUAAAUCUAUUAAUUUAUAUUUUGGAGCGUUCGAUCGAAUGGAAAAUGGUGAAAAUUUUCGGAUUUUAGCUAAAAGAAUAACGUUUGAUGGCAAGGAACAAUAUUUGCUCGAAUGGGAUUCUUCUGUUAAGAGUGAAUCGCAAAAUUCAUAAACAUUUUUAUUCGUCUGAUUCAUUUUGAAUUCAUUUAAACAGAUUAAAUGUUAGAAAACUGACAGAUUCUUAAUCAUAAUUCAACGCUACAUGAAAGUAGUUUCCAAGUAAUUAACAACUGCCAGAAUUUAACAAACAUUUCUUUACAUCCAAUAUUCAACUUUAAUUUUUCAUUUUUUUAUUAUCACGAUCACAAUAAAUUCAAUUAUUUUAUUUGAUAAUCAUUGUACUUGAAAAGCGUGUUGUGCACACUAAAUUUAUUUUUCUUAAUUGUAAUCUUAUAAAGGGACUAAUAAAACAUUGUUUAGUAAUAAA